GGUGGGUGCCUUCAGGAAAGUGGGAAAAUAAAGGACUUUACCUAACACAGACAAUAAAAACACAAGCUAGGAAGAAUAGAAAGCGGAUAGAAGAGCUGUGUGUAACAUUUCUUACAUUUAAGCGUCUGAAAGACUCCCAUAAGAAUCCACUCUCUCCGCCUCCCUCUUCCCUCCCUUUACUCUUCCUCCUCUGCCUUACCCAGCACUCUCAGCCAUCCAUGAGUGUGACCAACUCCUCUGCCUAUCGAUCGGAGCGUAGUUUCCACCAGACCUCAUCCUCAUCCUCUGGUAACCCAUACAUGGAGAAGAGCCGAGGACUGUUUGCUGAGGACUUUGGCUCCUUCAUGGGGCCUGGGAGCGACGCUUUGGGGUUUUCCAGUGGUUCUGGAAAUAUCAAGACUCUCGGGGAUUCGUACCAGUUCACGGUUGAUGUGCGAGACUUCUCCCCUGAAGAUGUCAUCGUCACCACAUCCAAUAACCAGAUUGAAGUUCGUGCAGAGAAGUUGGCCCAGGAUGGAUCAGUGAUGAACACUUUUACACACAAGUGCCAACUACCUGAGGAUGUGGACCCCACCUCAGUGACAUCAUCACUGGGUUCCGAAGGGACCCUAACGGUCAGGGCACGGCGACACCCGGCCAAACACGAGCUUGUACAGACCUUCCGCACCGAGAUCAAGAUCUAGAGAGGGAUCGGCUUUCCCAUCACAAAACCUAUCACUUUUUUGUUGUCAUGGUACUUCCUCAUUUCCUGUCUUCGCUUAAACCAUUCUACUUU
Molecule: messenger RNA, 775 nt
Organism: Etheostoma spectabile (orangethroat darter)
Lineage: Eukaryota; Metazoa; Chordata; Actinopteri; Perciformes; Percidae
Gene: hspb7
Product: heat shock protein family, member 7 (cardiovascular)
Exons: 3
Coding region: 219-683 (154 amino acids)
Biological process (GO): heart development
Cellular component (GO): nucleus; cytoplasm
Source: RefSeq, a predicted model, not a curated record